Messenger RNA from Knipowitschia caucasica, 465 nucleotides. The record is from the annotation of a GenBank genome assembly. Lineage: Eukaryota; Metazoa; Chordata; Actinopteri; Gobiiformes; Gobiidae.
AUGAUUUCAACUGGAUCUGGAGUGUUCCUCAGGGAGGCCUCACGGGGGCCUCAGGAGGGCCUCAGGGGAGCCUCAGGAGUGUUCCUCAGGAGGGCCUCAGGAGUGUCUCAGGAGGGCCUCAGGAGUGCCUCAGGAGGGCCUCAGGAGGGCCUCAGGAGUGUUCCUCAGGAGGGCCUCAGGAGUGUUCCUCAGGAGGGCCUCAGGAGGGCCUCGGGAGGGCCUCAGGAGGGCCUCGGGAGGGCCUCAGGAGGGCCUCAGGAGUGUUCCUCAGGAGGGCCUCAGGAGUGUUCCUCAGGAGGGCCUCAGGAGGGCCUCAGGAGGGCCUCAGGAGUGUUCCUCAGGAGGGCCUCAGGAGUGUUCCUCAGGAGGGCCUCAGGAGGGCCUCGGGAGGGCCUCAGGAGUGUUCCAACGUUCAUGAUUCAAACCCACAAGUCUCUUUCAGUCUCUUCGCAGAAGUCUCGGUAG